AUGAUAUCGGUAAGAUUCUAUGGAACUACAGCAUAUCUUAUAGACAAAAGUCUUAUACCAAUAGUUUUGUUAUGGUUAGACCCAGUUGUUGGAUAUAACUUCAUAACAUAUGGUUCAUUCGAUACGGAACGUUGCAGUGAAGGCUUACUUUACAUCGUUCAGAAACCGAAGGACUUCAAUACAAAGAGAUAUAAGAUAGGAAGAACAUAUAAUAUAACUCAAAGAUAUGACAGUACAGUCAAUAGAGUCAAGGUUGUGUUCGUUAACGAUAUGAGAGCUGCUGAAACAGAACUACUUGAAAAGUUUGAGAAAAUGUAUGGUGCUCCCACGAAAGGUAAAGAAACGUUUGAAGUAGAUGAGAUAGAUAAAGCUAUAAAAUUAUUUGACGAAGUUGCUGAAAAAUACAUGUAA
Molecule: messenger RNA, 411 nt
Organism: Trichomonas vaginalis G3
Lineage: Eukaryota; Parabasalia; Trichomonadida; Trichomonadidae
Product: organellar and viral DNA polymerase type B
Exons: 1
Coding region: 1-411 (136 amino acids)
Source: RefSeq, a predicted model, not a curated record